Molecule: messenger RNA, 1412 nt
Organism: Rhodamnia argentea
Lineage: Eukaryota; Viridiplantae; Streptophyta; Magnoliopsida; Myrtales; Myrtaceae
Product: ethylene-responsive transcription factor ERF113-like
Exons: 2
Coding region: 513-1181 (222 amino acids)
Biological process (GO): ethylene-activated signaling pathway; regulation of DNA-templated transcription
Molecular function (GO): DNA-binding transcription factor activity; DNA binding
Source: RefSeq, a predicted model, not a curated record
AAUGCUUCAAAUCAAACCCUAUACAUCUCUCUUCUUGGACCUAACUUUCCCAUUGUUUGCCCUCCGAAUAAUUCUUUUAGCCGUUGAACGAUCUAACAAGGAAGAAGAAAAAAAGAAGUGAAGUUUCAGAUCGAUCUAUCAUCUGGUUUACCCCAUGGCUCUUAACCCCUUUUUGCUCAUCUCCCUCAAAACCCUAGCCAGAAAGUGAGAGACGACAAUAUAUUAGUCAUCUGGCAGCAUUCUCUCUUCGCAAGCUCUCACUCUCUCUCACUCUCUCUCACUCUCUCUCUCACACACACAGAGAGUGAAAAGAAGGCAUCUCAAGAAGGCCAUUUGUUAAUCUGAAGAACACAAGCGUUUGAAAGGUGGAUCGUCAUCGGAGGCAUGGAAAGAGGUCACUUCCUCCUGAAGCAUCGGUGCAAGAGAAGGCCAAAGAAGAAGAGGAAGAAGAAGAAGACAGCGGAGAGCUGUGCAGUUACUCGUCAUCCUGGUCGGAGACCGACGUCUCGGCCAUGGUCACCGCUCUCACUCAGGUCAUGGACACCACCACCGCCGUCGCCACAAAUCGUCCCAGCUCAGCUACUUCAUCCGUUGAAUCCACCCCCACAACUCUCAUCUUCGACUCACCUCAACCAUCUCAAAAUCAGGAGAAUAGCAGGAUGACGAGGAGACACUAUAGAGGAGUGAGGCAAAGGCCGUGGGGCAAGUGGGCUGCCGAGAUACGGGACCCGAUCAAAGCGGCUCGGGUGUGGCUCGGCACGUUCGACACUGCCGAAGCGGCGGCGCUCGCCUACGACAACGCGGCCCUCAGGUUCAAAGGUACCAAGGCCAAGCUCAACUUCCCCGAACGAGUGCAAGGCAACGCUGGUGCUAGCAUCCUCAGGAACGUGUACCCUCCUAGCAAUCCACCGUCAUUGUCCGAACAAAACAUCGAGGCUGUGCCGUUUAAUCCUCCGGCGGCUGCGACGGCAUCGUCGCACCAAGCAUAUCCGGACCUGGUCCAGUACGCCCAGCUCCUCUCGAGUAGCGACGCGGACUUCCCCGUCAUUACUUCGACCCUGCUGGGUCGAGAAGGUUCCCAAUCUUUGACGCCAUCGUCUCGGCGAGACGAGGUGGCGGGAUCAUCUAGUUCUGAUUUUCAGGGCGUUGAAGAGUACAAGCCUGGUGACCGAAGCAGAUGAAGAGGAAAGUGGUUUUGUUUGUGUCUUUCGAACAUUCUCUUUGGAAAUCUUUUUUUCGGUCUGGUUAUAUUGGAAUGACGCACAGAUCCAAGCGUGUGGCGCUCUACUUUGAUUUGGGCGUUAAUUGUUUGUGUUUCUUGCGAGAAAGGAGCGGGAAAGAUUACCAUUGGAGUAUGUUUUUUUCCGAGGGUCGAAAUUAGUAUGGAGUGUUGUGUUUUCCUCCGUCUCUAA